CAGAGGUGAGCGAACAUGGCACUGAAUAUCCUAUUGUGUUGCAACAGCCUUCCUGGAGACCUGAAGGUGUGUCUCUGCCUUUAUAAAUACCAUGCUGCUUUUACAACUAGCUCUGAUUCUUUUGAUAGAGACAAGUUGCAUCAGGAGUUGCGUUUGGGUGUCUCCAAGCCCUGUGCAAGGCAGAUAACAAGCAAAACAGGGACCAUGAAUAUCAAAAGCUUUGGACUUCUUUGUGUGUUGAUUGUGGUCUCCCACAUGCUACUAGCCAACUGUGAAAGACAGAAGGAGAGAAAAAAGGGAAGACAAGGCAUAGAAGAUGGUAGAAAAAAACAAACUGAAUCUAACCAAGGAGAUGAAAAAGGCCAGAAGUCAAAAGGAGGAAAAGCAUCUCCCAAAGGCAAGUUUAAAACCAAGGAAAACGCUGAGUGCACCUGGGCAGUGACGGACAGGAAUGCUGCGACUGUGCAUGUGGAGUGCAAACACGACGACAGUGAGUUCUGGUGUGAGUUCUCUGGAGACCCUUCAGCCUGUCCACAGUAUGCAGCAAACCAGAAAUCCUACUGGAAACAAGUCUCACGAUCCCUAAAGAAGGAGAAGCAGAUUUGUCAAGACCCAAAAAGUGUCCUAAAAUCUAAAAUAUGUAGGAAAGGCCCACGAAGCGCUCACCUCAAGCUGACCCGCUCAAGCCUGCUAACGUCAGUGGGUCCUGCGAAAGGGAACGCAAUUCAUCACACAAAAGAAGUUGUUCAGACUCCAGCAGCUGCCUCUGUGACUGAAAAAAAGCUGGAACACGGUCCUCAGGAUUGUGUUGAAGACAUCGAUUAUAUUGAUCAGAAAAAGGUAGCUGAGGAAUACUGUCCAGAAAGCUUGCUUUCUUUGUGCAACUUUUUUAUCACAAUGGUGCAAGACAAAAAAUGCUGACAGUGUUUCUAAAGCUCUCUAUCAUGAAAGUGCAGUCUCAUCUAAGUUACCACAAACUAUUCCAGAUUUUAUUCUCAUGUUAUAUAGUGUAUAUAAGAAAAAAAAGGCAUAUAUUUUUCUGAUUUUGUAUAUACACAACAGACUACACUUGACACAGUUGAAGAUGUUAUACAUUUUAUUUACACAUAGGUCGCUACACGGGUGUUACUAAUGGAUGUUACAUGCUCUACACAGAAGUAUAUAAGUAGUCUCCUUGCCCCUCUUUGAGCUGUGCUAGCCAAAGUGAUGAAUUCAGUGCCAUGCACUUCUUGGUUAUGUACAAUACUUUUGACCUAAAAAGUAUUAAGAAAAAUAAAUUUCAAAAUAUAUUCAAAA
Molecule: messenger RNA, 1296 nt
Organism: Columba livia (rock pigeon)
Lineage: Eukaryota; Metazoa; Chordata; Aves; Columbiformes; Columbidae
Gene: FGFBP1
Product: fibroblast growth factor binding protein 1
Exons: 2
Coding region: 16-921 (301 amino acids)
Biological process (GO): cell-cell signaling
Molecular function (GO): growth factor binding
Source: RefSeq, a predicted model, not a curated record